Molecule: messenger RNA, 1242 nt
Organism: Arabis nemorensis
Lineage: Eukaryota; Viridiplantae; Streptophyta; Magnoliopsida; Brassicales; Brassicaceae
Source: the annotation of a GenBank genome assembly
AUGGAGGGAUCCAAUUUCUUACCAAAAUGCUUCUUGAAUCUGAUGAUCAUAGCUCUCUGUUUAUCAUCAUUCGUUAAAAGUCUCGAGAUUGGUGAAACUUGUAGUACGAGUAGCCAAUGCGACGCCGGAUUGAGUUGCCAGAGUUGUCCGGCGAACGGAAUUACCGGGUCAAGUUGUACCCGGAUCCAACCUCUUAACCCGACUUCUAAGGUGAACGGUUUGCCGUUUAACAAGUACUCGUGGUUAACAACACACAAUUCUUAUGCAAUCACGGGGGCAAAUUCGGCAACUGGAUCUUUCCUUAUCUCUCCAAGAAACCAAGAAGACUCCAUUACUAAUCAGCUUAAGAAUGGUGUGAGAGGGAUAAUGUUGGAUACAUAUGAUUUUCAGAAUGAUGUAUGGUUAUGUCAUUCAACAGGAGGGACUUGCUUUAACUUCACAGCUUUUCAACCAGCUAUCAAUGUGCUUAAAGAGAUUAAUGAUUUUCUUGAAUCAAACUUAUCUGAGAUUGUUACCAUUAUCCUUGAAGAUUAUGUCAAAGCACCACAGGGAUUAACUAAGGUGUUCAAUGCAUCUGGAUUGAGUAAAUUCCAGUUACCGGUUUCAAGGAUGCCGAAAGACGGUUCGGAUUGGCCAACGGUUGAUGAUAUGGUGAAGCAAAACCAAAGGCUUGUGGUGUUUACGUCGAUGAAGGAUAAGGAAGCUUCAGAAGGAUUUGCUUACCAGUGGAAUUACAUGGUUGAAAAUCAAUAUGGUAAUGAUGGUUUGAAGGAGGGAUCAUGCCCGAGUCGGUCUGAAUCUUCUUCAUUGGAUUCAAAGUCUCAGUCUUUGUUUUUUCAGAACUACUUCACAACCAAUCCGAAUUCGACACAAGCGUGUGCGGAUAACUCCUCUCCGUUGAUCAAUAUGAUGAGAACCUGUCAUGAUGCAGCCCGUAAAAGAUGGCCUAACUUCAUCGCAGUCGACUUUUACCAGAGAAGCGACGGUGGAGGUGCCGCAGAAGCUGUAGAUGAAGCAAACGGUCGUCUCACAUGUGGUUGUGACAGCUUAGCAUAUUGCAAGUCAAACGCACCUUUUGGAACAUGCGAUGCUCCUCCUCCGAAGUCAGCUCCAUCGCCAGUCGCCGGUAGAACAGAGUCUUCACGGAAGCCGAGCAAUUUUCCGGCGGGUAAUGCUGAUUCCACAACAAUUGGAUUGUCAUCUCUCAUUAUGAUCUCUGCGGCGAGUCUCUUGCUGUGGUGA